Messenger RNA from Trifolium pratense (red clover), 1121 nucleotides. RefSeq names its product protein C2-DOMAIN ABA-RELATED 4. Lineage: Eukaryota; Viridiplantae; Streptophyta; Magnoliopsida; Fabales; Fabaceae. The transcript has 3 exons. The record is from RefSeq and is a predicted model, not a curated record. Bases 387 to 923 code for a protein of 178 amino acids.
CACAACCAAAGAACAACCCAACCUAACAAAACAAAACAAAACAAAAACAUAAUAACACCAAAAACACACACCAAAUAAGGUUCUUAUUUUCGUUUAAGGUUUGGUUUCACAUCUCCAACCAACACAGAUUCCAUUGUUUUUUUCAUAGUCCCAGACACAGCAAACAAACAAACAAACCCUCAAACCCUGGGACCCACCAGGUACACGUUCUCUCACAUUGAAUUUUCCAUAAAAUUCACAAUUCAGAUAAGGAGACUAUAUUAUCAAUUUAAUAUAAUUAAUUAGUAAUAUUAUAGUUAAGGAUAGAAAGAUUAAUUGAUAUAAUAAUAAAUUAAAAUUAAGAUUAAGAUAAAGAGGAGGAAUAAAAGGAAGAAGAAGAAGAAGAAAUGGAAGAAAUCAGAGGAGCAGCAGUACCAAAAUCUCUGAUGGAGAAUCUGUUAGGUCUUCUGAGGGUUCGUAUCAAGCGUGGUGUCAACCUUGCUGUUCGUGAUGUUCGUAGCAGCGAUCCUUAUCUUGUCCUCAAGAUGUACAAUCAGAAACUUAAGACUCGUGUGAUUAAAAAGGAUGUUAAUCCUGAGUGGAAUGAAGAUCUUACUCUUUCUGUUAUAGAUCCUAAUCACAUAGUUUCAUUGACUGUAUAUGAUCAUGACACUUUUAGCAAAGAUGACAAAAUGGGAGAUGCAGAGUUUGAGAUCUCAACCUUUAUAGAAACCCUGAGGAUGAAUGUUACCGGCCUAGCAAACGGCACCGUAAUCAAACGAAUACAUCCAAGCAAGCACAACUGCCUUGCUGAAGAGAGCUGUAUCUAUUAUUCCAACGGCAAAAUUAGCCAAGAUAUGAUCCUUAGAUUGCAAAAUGUGGAAUGUGGUGAAGUGGAAAUCAGUCUGCACUGGAUUGAUCUUCCUGGUUCUAGGGGUUUAUGAUUUUAUUGUGAGAUGUUUAUUCAUAAACAUCUUCUUCAUUUAUAUUUAUAUAUAUGAUGAAUUAUGCCUUCAACUAUAUGGUUUUGUGAAGUAUGGCUAGUUUUAACAAACUGCACAUUACCUUUAUUUUCAUGUCUUUUUUAUUUGUAUCCAGAUUGUAAUGUAUUUAUUAGUACAGGUGAUAAUUUUUCUUUUUCA